Messenger RNA from Rhea pennata, 604 nucleotides. RefSeq names its product T-cell receptor-associated transmembrane adapter 1. The coding region runs from base 1 to 516 and encodes 171 amino acids. Gene Ontology annotation, biological process: negative regulation of receptor recycling; positive regulation of T cell receptor signaling pathway. The transcript has 5 exons. Gene Ontology annotation, cellular component: T cell receptor complex. The record is from RefSeq and is a predicted model, not a curated record. NCBI's taxonomy places the organism in Eukaryota, Metazoa, Chordata, Aves, Rheiformes, Rheidae.
AUGGACUGCCAUUUUUCUGUCUGGGGAAUUUUGGCCUUUCUAAGUUUGGCUCUGAUUCUUUCACUGAUACUGAAUAUUUCACACUGUAUGAAAAAGAAGCGAGAAGCUAAAAUAUAUGAAGACUAUGAAGACUGCAGUCCAAGCUAUGAUAACUAUUAUACAGAAGAUGACCCAGUUUAUGGCAAUCUCAGUCAAGAUAUUUUAGAGGAAUGUUGUUAUGAGCAGAUGAAGUCCCAGCCUCAAAGGCCGGUUAACGAGCUACAGGUGGAGUCUACCAAUCAGAUGUGCUAUGCCUCCCUUAAUCACAGUAUCAAUGGAAAACGCAGAAAACCAAGGAGAAAGAAAGAGUCCUCAUUAGAAGACAGGCCAUCUAAACCCACCACUGUGCCUUCCAAAGUCAGCAUUUAUCUCAAUAGUGAGCAGCUAGCUGCUGAAAACACAGCAGAGGCAGAAGCCAUUCAUGAUGAUCCCAUCAGAUUAAUGGGUUUGAUUCAUACUACGAAGGAGAGCAUUUGAAGUGGAUUCAUGAAGCAAGUAUGUAAUCGUAAAGUGAGAUCUGCUCAUUCAUUCUGGAGGAGCAAUGAAUGAUUAUAAUGUCCUGGCA